Sitophilus oryzae (rice weevil) is the source of this 2901-nucleotide messenger RNA. RefSeq lists its product as uncharacterized. Gene Ontology annotation, molecular function: nucleic acid binding. Bases 1 to 2901 code for a protein of 966 amino acids. Gene Ontology annotation, biological process: DNA integration. Lineage: Eukaryota; Metazoa; Arthropoda; Insecta; Coleoptera; Curculionidae. The record is from RefSeq and is a predicted model, not a curated record. The transcript has a single exon.
AUGCUUAUCGAUUCUGGAAGUAAAAGUAAUCUGAUUACUGAUAAAUCGUGGGUUUAUUUAAAGCAAAAUAAAGUUAAAAUAUUUAACCAAGUUAGGAACCCAGAUAAAGUAUUUUUAGCAUAUGGUAGUAAAACACCAUUAAAUAUAAUAGGUUCAUUUGAAGCAGAAAUACAAGUUGGUCAAAAUAUAAAAGUAGACACAUUUUAUGUUAUAAAAGGGGGAACAAAAAAUCUAAUUGGGAAAAAUACAGCAACCGCGUUGGGUAUUUUAAAAAUUGGUUUUCACAUUAAUGUAAUAGAGUCUUUUCCAAAAUUUAAAAAUGUAAUUGUUGACAUUCCCAUUGACGAGUCCGUAACCCCAGUAGUCCAGCCUUAUCGUCGAAUACCAGUCCCGUUGGAAGCCAAAGUAGAAGCUAAGCUUUUAGAACUAAUAGAGUCUGAUAUUAUAGAAGCAGUAAAUGAACCAUCGAAGUGGGUUUCCCCCAUCGUGCCAGUGCUAAAAGAAAACGGCGAAAUAAGAAUCUGCAUUGACAUGAGGAGAGCCAACAAGGCCAUUAUGAGGGAAAAUCACCCAUUGCCCACUAUGGAUGUACUCCUACCAAAUUUUAAGAAUGCUAAAGUGUUCUCCAGGUUGGAUAUUCGAAAUGCAUUUCAUCAGCUAGAACUAUCGGAAAAUUGUAGAUACAUUACAACCUUUAUAACCAGCAAGGGUUUAUACCGUUACAAACGUUUGAUGUUUGGUAUAACAUGUGCUCCUGAAAUAUUUCAAAAAACUUUGGAACGAAUUCUUGCAAAAUGUGAGGGCACAAAGAAUUUUGUGGACGAUAUCGUUAUUUUUGGACAAAAUGACGAGGAGCAUGAUAAACGGUUAAAGAAGACAUUGGAAACCCUAAAAAAUAAUAAUGUUCUCCUUAAUGACCAGAAAUGUCAAUAUAGAUUAAAAAAAGUAAAUUUCCUUGGUCAUACACUAACUGCAGAAGGAGUUACACCUUUGGAGUCGUAUAUUGCAGGAAUAUUAUCAUUUCGGAAGCCAAACACCAUUGAAGAAACCCAAAGUUUCCUGGGAUUAAUAAAUUAUGUCGGGAAAUGGAUCCCUAAUUUGGCUACGCUGACAGAGCCGUUUAGAAUGUUUUUAAGACUAAAAUUAUCCAAACAUGCGAGCAUUCAAAAAUAUUGGUCGAAAGAACAAGAAUGCUCAUUUAAUAAAUUAAAAGAAUGUUUAGCCAAUAUAAGGACAUUAGGAUACUACAAUCCAAAUGAAAAAACACAAGUAAUGGCUGACGCUAGUCCAGUUGGACUAGGAGCGGUGCUGAUACAGAUAAAUGAUCAAGGACCACGUGUUAUUGCCUUUGGCAACAAAAGUUUGACCGAAUGUGAGAGAAGGUACUGUCAAACGGAGAAGGAGGCACUCGCUUUAGUUUGGGCUGUAGAGCAUUUUAAGGUGUAUUUAUACGGGAAGGAUUCAUUUGAAUUAAUCACGGACCAUAAGCCUUUAGAAGCAAUUUUUCACCCUAAGUCAAAACCAUGUGCAAGAAUUGAAAGAUGGGUACUUAGGUUGCAAUCAUUUAAUUUUAAAGUGAUAUAUAAACCUGGAAAAAGUAAUAUUGCAGACCCUCUCUCUAGACUUUGUAUACAACAAAGAUCAACACAUGAAUUCGAUGAAGAGCAAGUACAACAAAUUAUCGAAUAUGCUCGACCAGUGGCAGUUCCAUUGGAAGAGAUUAGAUCACAUUCCAAAAGGGAUAGCGAAAUCCGUAAGGUAUGGGAGGGUUUGAACACAAAUAACUGGGAUGAUAGCGUCAGACAAUACAAGCUUUUAGACACUGAACUGUGUUUUCAAGAUAAUAUUUUACUUAGGGGUACGAGAAUCGUAAUUCCUAGAGAUCUACGAAGGUUAGUACUAGAAGCUGCUCAUGAGGGCCAUCCGGGCAUAGUAGCCAUGAAGAAUCGAAUACGCGCAAAAGUUUGGUGGCCACAUAUAGACAAAGACGUGGAAAAAGUAAUUAAGUCUUGUAAAGGUUGUACCUUGGUUUCGACACCCUUGUUACCAAAUCCACUUAAAAGAAGAGAGCUUCCACAAGAUGCUUGGAUUGAUGUGGCAAUUGAUUACAUGGGUCCGCUACCAAGUGGCGAGUAUUUAUUUGUUAUCGUAGAUUACUAUAGUAGAUACAAGGAAAUUAAAAUCACACGGGACAUAUCAACUAGCUUCACUGUAAAAUCAUUGCAAGAAAUAUUUUCUCGGUUAGGAAAUCCAGUAUCUAUUACCUCAGAUAACGGGAGGCAAUUUACAAGUGCUGAAUUUAAAGGAUUUUGUAAAGAAAGAUGCAUUAAUUUGUACAAUAGUAUUCCUUAUUGGCCCCAACAAAAUGGGGAAGUUGAGAGGCAAAACCGUGAUAUUUUAAAACGUUUGAAAAUUAGUCAAGCACUAAAAAAAGAUUGGAAGGUAGAACUUAUGAACUAUUUAACGAUGUAUAACAGCACACCGCACACUGUUACAGGAAAAUCACCAUCAGAAUUAUUUUUCAAAAGGACUUUUCGAGACAAAAUCCCAAAUAUCAAAGAUACUGAAUAUUCUAUAAUAAACGAGGACGUUAGAGAUAGGGAUCAGAUGGAAAAAGAGAAAGGAAGAGAUUAUGCUAAUAGAAAACGAAGAGCAAAGGAAACUGAGUUAGAAGGAGGUACUAAAGUUUAUGUUAAGAAUCUUGUAAAAGAAAGUAAAGUAACACCUCCAUUUAGUUCAGUACCUCACACAGUGUUAGAUAAAAGAGGAGGGGAUGUCAGGCUAAGGAACGAUAAUACUGGAGAAGAAGUAAGACGUAAUAUUUUACAUUUAAAGAAAGUGGAAGGACAAUGGCAAUCUAUAAAUAAUGACGCGAAUGAUAAUGUUUCCAUAGCUGCGUAA